This is a messenger RNA of Heterobilharzia americana, 456 nucleotides long. Lineage: Eukaryota; Metazoa; Platyhelminthes; Trematoda; Strigeidida; Schistosomatidae. The record is from the annotation of a GenBank genome assembly.
AUGGCAUCACUUCCCAAAAGAAUAAUCAAAGAAACUCAGAAACUUAUUCAGGAUCCUUGUGAUGGCAUAAAAGCUGUACCAGACGAAAACAAUGCCAGAUAUUUUUUAGUAUCCAUAGAUGGACCAAAAGAUAGCGCAUAUGAGGGAGGUAUUUUCAACCUGGAGUUGUUCCUUCCCGAAGAUUAUCCUAUGACUGCACCUAAAGUCCGCUUUACAACCAAACUAUACCAUCCAAAUGUUGAUCGUCUUGGGAGAAUUUGUCUGGAUAUCCUCAAAGAUAAAUGGAGUCCGGCUCUUCAGAUACGUACUGUUUUACUGUCUAUUCAAGCACUGUUAAGUGCACCGAAUCCAGAUGAUCCGUUGGAUAGUGAGGUUGCAUCACAUUGGAAACAAAAUGAACCAGAAGCUCUUGCCAAAGCACGUGAAUGGACUCAGCUGUACGCUAAACAAAAUUAA